Sungouiella intermedia is the source of this 714-nucleotide messenger RNA. The record is from the annotation of a GenBank genome assembly. NCBI's taxonomy places the organism in Eukaryota, Fungi, Ascomycota, Pichiomycetes, Serinales, Metschnikowiaceae.
AUGAAGAGAUUUGAUGUAGAUCGAGGGGCCUACACCCAACUCGGCCAGCAACUCAGCCAAAGACAUUCGGAUGAACUCUCAGCACAACUUGCCGUUUACCAAUCGGCACUCAUCAACUUUGCCAGCGAACAUGAGGAUACUAUCAAGAACAAUCCAGAAUUCAGAAGCAACUUCACCCAGAUGUGCUACCUGAUCGGUGUGGAUCCGCUUGAGCUUCUUCUCUUCCUGUCGUCGAAACAGAAAAGAAAAGACAACUUCUAUUUGGCUCUUGCCGUUAGAGUGGUUGAAAUCUGCCAGGAAACAAGAGACCUAAAUGGAGGGCUUAUAUCGUUAAAGGAACUACGGUCUCGAUUCCAGGACUCACUGAAUGUGCCCACGCAAAUCACGGACGAUGACAUAGCCAAGGCAAUGACGGUAUUGGACGCGCUAGGCAAAGCCUUUGAGGUGUUGGAGAUCAAUCACAAGAAGUGGAUCAAAUUCGUUGAAGGUUCAGGCUCUAGGGGAAUCUCUAACGACCACAAGAAGAUCUAUGAGCUCUGUGAGUUCAUGGGAGGCUAUGUAACCCUGAGACUUCUCCGUGACAACUACGGGUGGGAUUCCGUGCGGCUGAAGAGUGUAAUGGACGAUAUGAUUCUGAACGGGUUUCUAUGGAUCGAUAACCAGGGGCCCACAGGCGAAUGGCAGUUCUGGGAGCCAUCGUGGAUCUCAAAGUAG